Ascoidea rubescens DSM 1968 is the source of this 651-nucleotide messenger RNA. RefSeq names its product Rab family GTPase. Gene Ontology annotation, molecular function: GTP binding; GTPase activity. The transcript has a single exon. The record is from RefSeq and is a predicted model, not a curated record. Gene Ontology annotation, cellular component: recycling endosome. NCBI's taxonomy places the organism in Eukaryota, Fungi, Ascomycota, Saccharomycetes, Ascoideales, Ascoideaceae. Gene Ontology annotation, biological process: exocytosis. The coding region runs from base 1 to 651 and encodes 216 amino acids.
AUGACUGAUGAUUAUUCAUACGACUAUGAAUAUUUAUUCAAAAUAGUUUUGAUUGGUGAUUCCGGUGUUGGUAAAUCCAAUCUACUAUCUCGUUUCACAAGAAACGAAUUCAAUUUGGAAUCAAGAUCAACCAUCGGCGUCGAGUUUGCCACAAGAACUGUUGAAAUAGAUGGUAAAAGAGUCAAAGCUCAAAUUUGGGAUACCGCUGGUCAAGAACGUUAUAGAGCUAUUACUUCAGCUUAUUACAGAGGUGCCGUUGGUGCUUUAGUAGUCUAUGAUAUUUCUAAAGCGGAAUCCUAUGAAAGUGUUUCAAGAUGGUUGAAAGAAUUAAAAGAGCACGCUGAUGCUAACAUUGUUAUUGAACUAGUCGGUAACAAAUCGGAUUUGGAUCACCUAAGAGCUGUUCCUACCGAUGAAGCUAAAAACUUUGCUGCUGAAAAUCAAUUACUAUUCACUGAAGCCUCCGCUUUAAAUGCUGAAAAUGUAGACUUAUCCUUCCAUCAAUUGCUAAAAUCAAUUUAUGACAUGGUUUCAAAACAUCAGUUCGAUAUGAACGAUUAUUCCUCUCAAGCACCAAGUAAAGGUCCCACUGUUGAUUUGACUCCAAAACAGAAUGAAGAAAAAUCUUCAAAGGGAAACAAUUGUUGUUAA